Messenger RNA from Condylostylus longicornis, 2831 nucleotides. RefSeq names its product Krueppel homolog 1-like. Gene Ontology annotation, biological process: regulation of transcription by RNA polymerase II. Lineage: Eukaryota; Metazoa; Arthropoda; Insecta; Diptera; Dolichopodidae. The record is from RefSeq and is a predicted model, not a curated record. Gene Ontology annotation, cellular component: nucleus. The coding region runs from base 138 to 2711 and encodes 857 amino acids. Gene Ontology annotation, molecular function: RNA polymerase II cis-regulatory region sequence-specific DNA binding; DNA-binding transcription activator activity, RNA polymerase II-specific. The transcript is spliced from 4 exons.
UUUGGAUUUAUUUGGAACCAGAUACACAUGUGAUUUAAUUAAACAAUUUACAAAAUUAAUUAACAUUACCAUAAUACAAAAUCAAACAAUUAUUAUAGAACAAGAAAAUAUUGGAAAACAAAUAUUAACUACACAAAAUGGUUUAUUAUCCAUCAUUGCCACUGAUUGUAAAAUCAGAACAUCAUAGGCAAUUACCACAAAGUCAGUUGUGUUCACCAUUAAAUGGUGAAACACAAAUAUAUCAUAUUCCACCAUCAUCUCAAAUACAUUUAUUACAACAUUCAUCACAGCAAUCUUUAACUGGACAAACAACAGCAAUAAAUGGUCAUCAUAGUAAUGGAAAUUUAAAUGGAACACCAACAACACUUUUAAUACCAACAAAUAGUUUUUUACAAAAUAUUAAAGUAGAAAAUUUAUCAACACAUCAAACAUCAAAUAUAAAUAGUACAUCAUCAAUAUCAUCCGUACCAUCAUCAUCAUCACUAAUAUCAUCACACCAACAACAACAGCAACAUCAGCUGCCACAGCAACAACAAUCACAACGUCAACAAAUUUUACAUCAAUCUUCACCACCUCCACCUCCAACUACAUUAUCAUCACAAUCAAUAAAUCAAAAUAAUUUAUCAAUAAAUAGUAACAGUAUUGUGAAUAGUCGUAAUAAUAAUGGUAGAACACCAAAUGCAAAUAAACCGCAAUUUAAAUGCGAUCAGUGCAAUAUGAUUUUUAAUAGUAAAAGUGCCCAUACUAGCCAUGUUAAAUCACAUAAGAAACAACAACAACAUCAACAACAAUUACAACAACAGGAUAAUAAUUUCUCACAGAAUUUAAUUACAACAAAUGGAAAUCGUUUAAAUAGUAAUGGUGGAAUACUGUCACCAUCACUAUCACCAUCAGGGUCAUCAUCGACUGCAUCAUUACCAACAGCCAUUGCUCAAGUCAGUUCAACUGGUGCUGGUUCUGAUCCUUAUCAGUGCAAUGUUUGUCAAAAAACUUUUGCUGUGCCUGCAAGACUGAUUCGACAUUAUCGAACUCAUACCGGUGAGCGGCCUUUUGAAUGUGAAUUUUGUCACAAAAUGUUUAGUGUUAAAGAAAAUCUUCAAGUGCAUCGGCGUAUUCAUACCAAAGAACGACCAUAUAAAUGCGAUGUAUGCGGUAGAGCAUUUGAACAUAGUGGUAAAUUACAUCGGCAUAUGAGAAUACAUACAGGGGAACGACCACAUAAAUGUUCCGUUUGUGAUAAAACUUUUAUACAAUCCGGCCAAUUAGUUAUACAUAUGAGAACACAUACUGGUGAAAAACCUUAUAAAUGUCCGGUUGAAGGUUGUGGUAAAGGAUUUACAUGCUCCAAACAAUUAAAAGUUCAUUCCCGUACACAUACCGGUGAAAAACCCUAUCAUUGUGACAUUUGUUUCCGUGAUUUCGGUUAUAAUCAUGUUCUUAAAUUACAUAAAGUACAACAUUAUGGUUCUAAAUGCUAUAAAUGUACAAUAUGUGAUGAAACAUUUAAAAGUAAAAAAGAAAUGGAAGCUCAUAUAAAAGGACAUGCAAAUGAAUUACCAGAUGAUGAUGAUCCAAUUCCAUUAGAUCAAAGUCAAAAAUCUGAAGCAUCUCCAAGGCAAUCAUCUCCGUCUAUUGUAUUACAAAGGCCAAAAAUAGAACAACAACAUUCACCACAACCACCGCAAUUAUUACAACAACAACACUCACCAAAACCAUCAUCACAAUUAAUACAAUCAAUAAUUCCCCAACAUAUUGAAAUAAAACAAGAACCUAGAUAUCGUAGAAGUAUCGAAUCAUCUUGUUAUGAGACUGAAUCAUCUUCAAUAACUUCACCACCUUCACCAAUUCAUCAACGUAUACAAUCACAUAUCGGUACUGGUUCAUUAAGUACUGAAAAUGGUUCUGAAAUGGAAAUAUUAGAAUCAGAUCAAACAAUCGAUUAUCACCCAUCGAAUUCAUCAUCACCAAAUCGUAAUGAUGUAUAUACAAAUGUAUAUACAUGUUUUGAACAAGCUGCUGCAAUAGCUGCUAUACAGCAACAAAAUCAAAGACAACCUACACCACCAAAAAUUCAUCAUCAACAACAACAACAACAGCAACAAUCACAACAUCCGUCUAUUAAUCCAGCAUUAUUAGCUGCUGCUACAAUAGCUAGUCGACGUGUUGAAGAAGCUAGUCAAAGAAGACGUUUAAAUAUAUCAUCACCACCGCCAGCAUCAUUAUCAAAUGAAUCAACUGAAAAUUCUAAUGAGGAAAAUAUUGAUUAUUAUCAUAAAACAACAAAAGAUAUUAAUAAUCAUAAAACAAUGAUGUCACCACCACAACGACGUAUCGAUGAAAAUCAUACUGAACUUUAUACAUCUGAUUAUGCUUAUGAAACAUUAGAUGCAUUAAGACAGAGAGCAACUUAUUUUCCACCAGCACCAUCUGUAGCAGAAUAUAAACCAUCCUAUCGUAAUAAUGAUAUUGUCCGUCAAGUUGAAGCAGCAAUUGCUGGUGCCGGUCUCUCACCACCACGUUCAACAUCAACUGAAUCACCAGAACGUUCAUCAUCACCGGAAAGUGAUACAAUGAUGAUGGCAGAUCGUGAUGUUAUGACAUUACCAUUAAGAAAACGUAAACUUUAUAUGAAUGAUAGUCAAGCAACAAAAGAAGUUCCACAACCAGUUGUCAGAGUCAGUUCUGUUAUACAAUUUGCUAAAGCUUCAUAAAAUUUAAUCCCAAAAAAAAUUUAUAUAUAUAUUCGUAAUAUUUAUAUUAUAUAAGAUAAUUUAAAAUUAUUCUGUACGAAAAUAAAAAAAAAAAAUUAUGUGUUUUUUUUUUUCUUUUCA